Messenger RNA from Perca fluviatilis (European perch), 462 nucleotides. RefSeq names its product C-C motif chemokine 4-like. Gene Ontology annotation, molecular function: CCR chemokine receptor binding; chemokine activity. The record is from RefSeq and is a predicted model, not a curated record. Gene Ontology annotation, cellular component: extracellular region. Gene Ontology annotation, biological process: cellular response to interleukin-1; chemokine-mediated signaling pathway; positive regulation of GTPase activity. Lineage: Eukaryota; Metazoa; Chordata; Actinopteri; Perciformes; Percidae. The coding region runs from base 160 to 462 and encodes 100 amino acids. The transcript has 3 exons.
UGAUUAUUUUUGGAUGGAAAAGCUGACAUAAUUUCGGUUCCACAAUGGACAGGGUUUAUAUAACUUUAUCGGAUGCAAUGCUAAGAGUCGAUCACUGCAAAGGGAGAAGAAGAAGAACAUCAUCAUCAUCAUCAUCAUCAAAAUCUUUUCACUGACAGCAUGAUGAAGACUCUCUGCUUCACUCUGGGGCUGCUGCUGCUCACCGCCUGCUGCUGCAACGCCAUGCUUGAAGCUCUGAAGUUCAACACAGCACCUGGAAACUGCUGCUUCAACUUUCACACACGCGAUAUACCAGUAAAGCGUGUGUCCAACAUAACCAAGACCCACAGCUCCUGUCAGAAUCCGGCAUUCAUAAUCCAGACUAUCAGAGGAAGACAGAUCUGCUACAGCGGGACAUCCCAGUGGGCUCGGGAUGUCUACAAUCAGCGCCACAACACUGAGGGCAGCGGUCAGCAGCACUAA